Molecule: messenger RNA, 1615 nt
Organism: Spodoptera litura
Lineage: Eukaryota; Metazoa; Arthropoda; Insecta; Lepidoptera; Noctuidae
Source: RefSeq, a predicted model, not a curated record
AAACACACAAGCUCCUCACGUCAAUACUCGAGGAGCCGGCAACAUGUGGAGGUGUGUAGUGCUGCUAUCUAUCUGUUGGGUGGGACUAGCCACGGCUAGAUCUCAUAUGGAUUGUGGACCAAAUGAAACCUUUAAUAGUUGUGUGAAUGAAUGCCCCCCAGAAAAAUCUUGUGCCACUCGUAUAGAACAUGUAUUUUGUGUAGGAUUUCCAAUAUUCUGUGCAGCAAAAUGUGUAUGCAAAGAGGGCUACUACAGGAGGUUUGAGGACGGGGAGUCGGAGUGUAUAUCAGAUGAAGAGUGUGGACCAGCUUGUGGCGCAAAUGAGGAGUACACGGAGUGCAGAAACCCUUGUGUGAACGAAAGCUGCGCAGCAAUGGGAAGUCUGAAACCAAACUGUACUGAAACCUGUGAACCAGGAUGUCCUUGCAAAGAAGGCUUCUUUAGAUUACACAACUACUGGCCUUGUAUUCCUAAAUGUUCUUGUGAUGAGUUGCGAGAUACACCCGAGUGUAGAAGUUAUUGUGGACCAAAUGAAAUCUUUAACAGUUGUGUGGAUGAGUGCCCCCCAGAAAAAGCUUGUGCUACUCGUAUAGAAGGGGUAUUUUGUGUAGGAUUUCCAAUACUCUGUGCACCAAAAUGUGCGUGUAAAGAGGGCUACUACAGGAGGUUUGAGGACGGGGAGUCGGAGUGUAUAUCAGAUGAAGAGUGUGGACCUACUUGUGAUCCAGAUGAGAAGUACACGGAGUGUGCAAACCAUGUCGAUGACAGCUGUACUGCAAUGGGAAGUCCGAAACCGAAUAGCACUGAGCCUUGUGUACCGGGAUGUGUCUGCAACGAAGGGCUCUUUAGGCUCUACAACAACGGGCCAUGCUUACCUAGACGAUAUUGUCAAGAGUUAAGCGUAGAACGUCCGCUCGAUAAAGAUAAAUAUGAGCAGCCACAAGCCGGGCUCUUCAAUACUCGAGGAGCCGGCAACAUGUGGAGGUGUCUAGUAUUGCUGUCUGUCUGUUGCGUGGGACUAGCUGCGGGGCAGGGACUUCUCGGCAGGCCUAUUCCAUCUUCAGUUCCUAUGGAAUGUGGACCAAAUGAAAUCUUCAAUGACUGUGUACCAGAAUGCCCUCCAGAAAAGACUUGUGACACUCGUAAAGAAUAUGUCGCUUGUCUAGCAAUCUCAAUACUCUGUUCCUCUAAGUGUAUAUGUAAAGAGGGUUACUACAGGAAGACUGAGGGUGGGGAGUGUAUAUCAGAUGAGGAAUGUGGACCAGCUUGUGGCGUUAAUGAGGAGUACACGGAGUGCAAAAAUCCUUGUGUGGACGAAAGCUGCGCAGCAAUGGGGAGUCUGAAACCGAACUGUACUGAACCCUGUGAACCAGGAUGUGCUUGCAAAAAAGGGUUCUUUAGAUUACACAACUACUGGCCUUGUUUUCCUAGAUGUUAUUGUCAUGAGUUACGAGAUGCACCCGAGUGUAGAGGUUAGGUAAAUUAAACCCGUAUUAAGGGCCGUCCAUAAAUUACGUCAUAUGUUAAGGGGUAGGGGACGACGAAGUGUGACAUUGUGUGACAAGGGGUAGGGAGGGAUUCUAAACUUUGUGAUGUCACAUUAAAAAAAAUAUUA